AGUGAGUGACCUACUACAGUAUUAGAUCCAUUCUGAGUUAAUUAAAACUAUGACAUAACAUCCUUUGAGGGAGACUAGAGAUGGUGGACUACUACAGAAUACUCGGUGUUUCUCGGACCGCUACUGAGGCAGAAAUUAAAAAAUCUUACAGAAAGCUAGCGCUGAAAUGGCAUCCAGACAAGAAUCCAGACAAUGCAGACGAAGCAAAUAGACGAUUUAAAGAGAUAUCUGAGGCUUACGAAGUUCUUUCAGAUGAAAACAAGCGGAAAUUGUAUGACGCAAGGGCAUCCAGUCAUCACAGUCACAGAUAUCAAAGCAAGAACGGAGUUAAUGGUCAUCGGCACUUUAGCUUCAAAGGUUUUUUUGGAGACACACCCUUCCAUCGUUUUUUUGAGAGGAAGCGUCGGGUGUACGAUCAGUACGGCAAGGAGGGGUUGAACAGCAGCAGGGGCCGACAUACCGCAACCGAUGAAGACUACGACUUCGGCUAUCACAGUUUUCCCUUCACAUUCCGAGAUCCGGAGGAGGUGUUCAGAGAAUUUUUCGGCGGUUCAUGUUUCGGCGACCUGUUUCCUGAUGUAAACGGUCACGGUCACAUCCGGCACGGGCGCCGCGGCCACCACCCGGGCACGUCGCUCACGUCGUCGCUGUUCAGCCCCUUCGGGUUCGGCAUGCAGGGCCUGGACGACAUGUUCGCGCACUCCAACGGGAACUCCUUCACGUCCUUCUCGACGUUCAACAGCGCCAUGGCGGGCCCCGGCAGCGCCAACAUGCGGAGCACCACCACCACCACGCGUGUCGUUAACGGAAAGAAGAUUACGACUAAAAAGGUAACGGAGAAUGGACGCGAAACCGUAAUGUCCUACGAGAAUGGGGUUCUAAAAUCAAAGACUGUCAAUGGUGUCCCUCAAUCCCUAACAUACAGCUAAAUAAAUAACUACUUACAACCAAACCUGAUCCAAA
Messenger RNA from Melitaea cinxia (Glanville fritillary), 963 nucleotides. RefSeq names its product dnaJ homolog subfamily B member 6 (gene mrj). The coding region runs from base 81 to 929 and encodes 282 amino acids. Lineage: Eukaryota; Metazoa; Arthropoda; Insecta; Lepidoptera; Nymphalidae. Gene Ontology annotation, molecular function: Hsp70 protein binding. The record is from RefSeq and is a predicted model, not a curated record. The transcript has 7 exons.